UAAGAGGGGGGGUGGCCAAUUGUUUUUCUGGGGCUGUUAGAACUCUGCGGCGGGCCCUGCUGGUUGUAAAGACCUCCGUGAGGAAAAGGGGGCAGGACGACCAGGACCAGCCCGCCUCCAGGCUCCCAGCGGCGGACACUAACAGAUGUUCUGCUGCUGUUUGUCGUGAGUUUUUCUCUGAGUAAGGCGGCUGAAAAGGGUCAUUGCGGAGCAGGGAGCGUCCUGUCGGUGUUGACAGGCUGUCGGAGCUCCGGGAGGAGGCGGGGAUGGAGCGCAGGGAAGCGGACCAGAAUGAGAGCAGCUCGACCCAACAGAACACGAUGUGGAAACAGUUCCAAGCCCGAGCCAAGCCGCUGCUCAGCCCCAAACUGGGCUCCAGGGAGCCGGAGGAGAGGAAGGAGCGCGGCGGCUGGAUGUUCAAGAAGAUGAAGAGGAAGGAAAACGUCGUCCUGGACCGGGUGAUCUCCUCCUCUCAGCCCGACCUGCUCUUCUCCUCCCCGGCGGAGGAGGCUCAGCUCUGCGGCAAAGCGGCGGCGAGCGUCGGCCGGGAGAAGCUGCCGCCGCCGCCGCCGUCGCCGUCCUCCUCCUCCAAACACCCGCAGUCGGCCAGCCCCGUGAAACCCACGUUGGCUCAGCUGGUGCAGUCCCACCACAAGAGCUCCUCUCUCGGGUCGGCGUGCUUGGAGAGGCUGGCCGAGGUACCGUGCGGCAGCGGCAGCGGCGGCGGCAGCGGCGGCAGCAGCAGCGGCGGCGGUGGAGGCGAAGCGGCAACAGCUGCCGCAGCAGCGGCUGCACCGCUGGAGCAACAACCGGGUAUGGGUGCUCCGUGCUCCUCGGGGGUCCCGCCUGAGAGAUCCAUCCACAGCUCGGGGAUGUACAAGCUGGAGAUUGAGCUGAAGAGAGGAAACAAUCUGGCUGUCCGAGACAGAGGAGGCAGCAGUGAUCCCUAUGUGAAGUUCAAGCUCGCUGGUAAAGAGGUGUUCAGAAGCAAAACCAUCCACAAAAACCUGAACCCAGUGUGGGAGGAGAAAACGACUCUAGUAGUGGAUUGUCUGAGUGAACCUCUGUAUGUGAAGGUGUUUGACUAUGACUUUGGCCUUCAAGACGACUUCAUGGGUUCUGCUUACCUCUACCUGGAGUCUCUAGAGCAGCAGAGGAUGAUACCUGUAACGCUGGCACUGAAGGACCCUCACCACCCUGAUCAGGACCUGGGCACCCUGGAGCUGGCCGUCAACCUGACCCCGAAAGACAGUCCCGUAGAGGAGCGACGAGACUCGACGCGGAGGGAGGUUAAGGCGUAUCGCUGGAAGCCGUACGUGAAUAAAACUAUGCUGCUCAGGAGGUCCUGGAAACGAUCCACUAAGCAGCAGCAGUCAGUGCGUCUCUCAGAGCUGCAUCGGAAAUCCCAGCUCUGGAGAGGGAUCGUCAGCAUCGCGCUGAUCGAAGGCCGGAACCUGAUUCCCAUGGACCCCAACGGUCUGAGCGACCCGUACGUCAAGUUCCGACUGGGACCCCAGAAGUACAGGAGCAAGACGGUGCCAAAGACCCUGAAUCCACAGUGGAGGGAACAAUUUGACCUUCAUCUGUAUGAAGAGACGGGAGGAGUGUUGGAGAUCACAGUGUGGGACAGAGACACCGGGAGGAGGGACGACUUCAUUGGACGAUGCCAGCUGGAUCUCUCCACUCUGGCUAAAGAGCAAACUCACCACCUGGAGCUGCCGCUGGAGGAGUCCCGGGGCUACGUGGUGCUGCUGGUCACGCUGACGGCCUCGGCUGCUGUCUCUAUCGCCGACCUGUCCGUCACGCCGCUGGACGACCCGCAGGAGCGCAGGGAGAUCCUCAAACGAUACAGUUUGUUGAAGUCGUUCUCUAACCUCAGAGAUGUGGGCAUCGUGCAGGUGAAGGUGAUGAGAGCCGAAGGACUCAUGGCUGCAGACGUAACCGGUAAGAGUGAUCCGUUCUGUGUGUUGGAGCUGAAUAACGACAGACUACAGACACACACUGUUUACAAGAACCUCAAUCCAGAGUGGAACAAAGUCUUCACCUUUAAUGUGAAAGACAUUCACUCGGUGUUGGAGGUGACGGUGUUUGACGAGGACAGGGACAGGAGUGCGGACUUCCUGGGGAAAGUGGCUCUUCCUUUAUUACAUAUCCGUAACGGCGAGCAGAAGAGUUACGUGCUGAAGAAUAAAGAGCUGACCGGUCCGACCAAAGGAGUCAUCUACCUGGAGAUCGAUGUCAUCUACAACACUGUUAAAGCUGCUUUGAGGACGGUCGUUCCUGCGGAGCAGAAAUACAUAGAAGAAGAGCCUAAAGUGUCCAAGCAUCUGCUCCAGCAGAACUUUAACCGCGUGAAGAGGUGCAUCAUGGUUCUGAUUAGCUAUGGGACGUAUAUCAACAGCUGCUUUGAGUGGGAGUCUGCACAGAGGAGCAUCAUCUCCUUCGUGCUCUUUGUGGUGGUUGUGUGGAACUUCGAGCUCUACAUGCUUCCUCUGGCUCUGCUGCUGCUGCUGGUCUGGAACUACUUCUUCUCCUCGAGCCGGGAAACAGCGGACACGACCAUGGACGCCAUGUUUGAAUGGGAAGACGAAGACGAGGAUAAAGAGGACAAGGAGUCCGAGCACAGAGGCUUCAUGGAUAAACUGUACGCCAUCCAGGACGUGUUCAUCAGCGUACAGAACGCUCUGGACGAGGUGGCGUCACACGGAGAGAGGAUAAAGAACACCGUUAACUGGACAGUGCCUUUUCUAAGCUGGUUGGCGAUCACUGCCUUAUGUUCGGCCACAGUUCUGCUCUACCUCAUUCCUCUUCGAUACCUUGUGCUGGCGUGGGGUGUGAAUAAAUUCACCAAGAAGCUUCGCGAUCCGUACAUGAUCGACAACAACGAGCUCCUUGACUUUCUCUCCAGAGUGCCGUCCGACGUUCAAGUGAUGCAGUACCGUGAGCUGAAGGUCGACCCCGGACAAAGUCCCAGCAAACGCAAGCGGACCAACCCGAGUUAGCCGCCGGCUCUCGCCCGCUCUCUCGCUCCUGUAAACUCUGUAAACUAUGUUAUUUAUAUAUUUCUGCUAUAUUUUCAUUAUUAUGAGAAGUUGUAACUUUGUUGAGUUGUUUCUGUUUUGUUACUGUGGACAGAUUUAUUUUCUAAAUCUUGUAAAGAAAAGCUUGUUUUUUUUUUAAAAAAAAAUCGUUUUUAUUUGUUGAAGCCGGACGCAGGACGAUGUAAUGCUGUCCGUUCUGAAUGUACACGCGUGUGCAUGUGUGAAGCUGUUGCAUGGAGUCGGUUUGAACUCGACGUAUCGUCAGUGUCUGAUGUUACUUUAAAGGUAGAGUUGCAUGUUAUUGCUGCCUCUGUUUCUCCAUGUAUCACACACACACACACACACACACACACACACACACAUUUGGUCAGAUCCACACGACACGUGAACAUAGUUUUAGUUUUUUAUAUAAUAUAAUUUUGAGUUUAAACUAUGAAUACAAUAAAUCAUUUCUCUCACAUCAAAACAAUAACACAAGUUUGGUGAUUUUAUGAAUUUAUGAGAUUAAAAAUCAAACCUAUAAAGUAAAGUUUGACUUUAAACAAUAAUAUUAAAAUAAAGAAGUAAUAAGUAACUAAUACGGCUUCGUUUUGUGUGUCUUAAAACACAAGAAAGUCUUUCUGAAUGAGGCCUCAUCACAUCUCACAAUAGACCUUUUUCACAGCAGCUGUUUUAACAUGAAACAGUAGGUUAAAGUUACCAAUGAUACUAAUUAAGGCUCCACUGACUGACACAUUAUUGUUUCAAUUACAGCUAUUUGUAUUUGUCUUAAAGGUGCAGUGUGUAUUUUCUGCCACUAGGGGGUCAAAAUAAUAAGAAAAAAGUAAAAACUAUGAGAUAAAGUUUGACUUUAAACAACAAUAUUAAAAUACAAAACCAGUUAUUAAAGACAAGAAGCUACAUUAUUGUCCUUUGAACGUGUUUUUUAUUUUAUUAUUUUACACAGUAAAUAACAUAAACGGGAGAAAACAUAUAAAACAUGUUUUAUUUUUCUCUUUAUUUUUAUUUUUCUGUUUGUUUUGGCAUUUUAAAUCCUCCAUAUAUGAACCAAGGAGACAAAAUCUUAAUAUUUCAGCCUGAAGCAGUUUAUUUAUUUUCAUUCACUUUCAGUCUCUGAUUUCCUGCGAAGGUCGGUGUGAUGUGAACAAUCAGAGUUAACGUCCGAGGUUUUCUGAUCUCGGUUUUCGGGACGUGAUUCCCUGCAUGUCCGUGAGCCGUCGUCUGUGUGUGUCCAAGUGUUUCUGCAUGACUGAACAUAAAUUAUAUGCAAAGUGCAUUUUAUGGAUCCUGAAUGUGAAGCUGCGUUUCUGUUUACUUUCAUUGAUUUCUGUCAUUUUACACAUUGUCUGUUUUUUGUUUCCUGUUGCAUUAUGGGUACUUUGCUGCUGUUGACUAACCUCUGCGACUGUAAUGAAGUCGAACGCAGGACCGACUGUAACGACCGUGUAACGUUUGUCUGAGAAAAUAUAUUUGUACACAGAU
Dicentrarchus labrax (European seabass) is the source of this 4523-nucleotide messenger RNA. RefSeq names its product multiple C2 domains, transmembrane 1b (gene mctp1b). The record is from RefSeq and is a predicted model, not a curated record. Gene Ontology annotation, biological process: regulation of neurotransmitter secretion. Gene Ontology annotation, molecular function: calcium ion binding. Gene Ontology annotation, cellular component: synaptic vesicle membrane. The coding region runs from base 267 to 3002 and encodes 911 amino acids. The transcript has 22 exons. NCBI's taxonomy places the organism in Eukaryota, Metazoa, Chordata, Actinopteri, Moronidae.